AUGUCUAAAUCAUCUUUAAUUCCACUCGAUUUUUUUCUUGAUAUGUGCCCAUUUGAUCUCUAUUCUAAAACGGGUCCCUCUAUUCCAUCAUGUAAUCCAGCAAUAGCUCCAGACAUUUCAAUGAUUCAUGGUAUGAAUAUAUCAACAAAUAAUCAUAAUAUGACAGCAUUUCUCGAAUCUCAUGCAAAUCACCCUAUGCUAAAUGGUGAACUUCUUCUUUCAUAUUGUCCAUCAACCUCACUUAAUAUGCCAUCAGCAAACGACACAAUGAAGCUAGCACCAUCACUUAUUCCAUGUGCAUUAACACAAUGUUGUUCAAAUAAUAAUCUUCAAUCAAUAAUUAAUUUAUCUAAAACAAUCAAUGAAUAUUUAGAUGAUAUUAUUCGUUUGUUAAUCCAUAUGGAUACAAGUUCCGAUAGACGUAUGCAUAGUAUAAAUAAUCUUUUACAAAAUAUUCAAUUUAUUGUUCAACGUUUAAUAUAUAUUCAACAAAAAAUAAUUAAACCAUUAAAUGAUUCCUCAAGUGAUAUGUUAAAAUUAAAUAUGUUAAUACGUUCAAAUAAUAAUCAAUCAAAUAACAAUAAUAAUAAUAAUUCUGUUUGUUUAGAUCAUCGUUUACACGAUGAAGUUAUUUUAAUAUUAAAACAAAUUGUUUCAUUAAUUGAUUCAUCGCGUUUUUCAGCAAUAUUAACAAAUAUUAAUUUGCAACAGAAACUUGAUUCAAUUCAUGAACAAACAAAUCUUAUGCAUGAACAUCUUGUUACUAUUACACGUAAACUUGAAACGAAUAUUAUCUGA
Molecule: messenger RNA, 798 nt
Organism: Rotaria socialis
Lineage: Eukaryota; Metazoa; Rotifera; Eurotatoria; Philodinida; Philodinidae
Source: the annotation of a GenBank genome assembly